AUGCUCCACCCUCCGAGUAUCACUCUACCGCUCAACAAGUUCGAAGACUUCGGCGUUCACGCCAAUCAGGAUGUUGUUGAACAAGACCGAGCACACGCGGUCUCGCAGACUUCCGACCUCCAGCAGAACUGUCCAAGAUCGCAUCGGGGAUUCCAAAAACGCGUGCAACGUUACCUCCGCUUUUUGAAAAGGAGAAUUUGUCGAAGACAGAGAAUGAAGAUAAGAAGAAAGAGGAAUGACAGUCCGAUUCGCUGGAGGCGCAGGAUUUACUGGAACGCCGUAAUGACCUUGCCGGACACCACUACGAAGUUUGGGCUUUCAGAUUUCGUUAGUCCUGUUUCCGACCUUUGGGCUUAG
This is a messenger RNA of Marasmius oreades (fairy-ring Marasmius), 357 nucleotides long. RefSeq lists its product as uncharacterized. Lineage: Eukaryota; Fungi; Basidiomycota; Agaricomycetes; Agaricales; Marasmiaceae. The record is from RefSeq and is a predicted model, not a curated record. The transcript is spliced from 5 exons. Bases 1 to 357 code for a protein of 118 amino acids.